This is a messenger RNA of Aedes aegypti (yellow fever mosquito), 685 nucleotides long. Its product is annotated as cell wall mannoprotein PIR3. The transcript is spliced from 3 exons. The record is from RefSeq and is a predicted model, not a curated record. Bases 1 to 633 code for a protein of 210 amino acids. NCBI's taxonomy places the organism in Eukaryota, Metazoa, Arthropoda, Insecta, Diptera, Culicidae.
AUGGCGAAAAUAAACAGCGGAUGGAAGCACGGCCCAUCUCCGUCAGAAAUUGCCGCUACGAUUGCAGCUGCCAAGCAAGCAUCAGCCCAGGUUUUGAUCGCCCAGCAGCAGGUUCAGGCCGCCAAAGAUAACGUGCUGAAUCAGCAGAAGGUCGCCAACGAAAAGGAAGCAUCCGCUGCCUACGCAUCGCAAAAGAGCGAGGCUACUGCAGCUGUUCAACGUUCGGAAGCUGCGGCAGCAGCCCAAGCUGUCGUUCUAGCUCAACACCGAUUGGCCGCCGCAAAGGCCAAUGUGGCUCAUCAUCAACGUAUUGCAGCAGCCAAGGAAUCGUUGGCCGCUCAAGCGAUUCAGAGUUCGGCGAAGGCAGCGGCUGCUGAAAUUCACCGUGCUGAAAUUGAAGCUGCCAAAUUAGCCGCCCAUCAUCGUUCGGAUGCUGCUUCACUCAACCAUCACGUCAUAGCCAUCAAGGAUGAGUCUUUCGCUCCCCUUACUUUCGGAGGUAAUCAGAUUCCCACGACACAGCUGUAUCGUGCAUUGGCCAGUCCUUGGAAUGAUCUUUCCUCCGUUUCGGCACAAAACCCGUGGGCUAAUGGAUUCUCCGUAGGUGGUCAGGGAAAACCUGUCUGGGGUUAAACCAUAUGACGAAGGAAGGAUUAUGAAAUAAAUGUUACACUUGAUACUCUCU